Messenger RNA from Fusarium vanettenii 77-13-4, 3156 nucleotides. RefSeq lists its product as uncharacterized. The coding region runs from base 1 to 2970 and encodes 989 amino acids. Gene Ontology annotation, molecular function: Glc3Man9GlcNAc2 oligosaccharide glucosidase activity. NCBI's taxonomy places the organism in Eukaryota, Fungi, Ascomycota, Sordariomycetes, Hypocreales, Nectriaceae. Gene Ontology annotation, cellular component: endoplasmic reticulum membrane. The record is from RefSeq and is a predicted model, not a curated record. The transcript has 7 exons. Gene Ontology annotation, biological process: oligosaccharide metabolic process; protein N-linked glycosylation.
AUGGUUGUCCUCGAUGGUCAUGAAUUUCUAACGGUAGAAGAAAAGAGGUUGAAGGAGGAUCGCGAUCGUACUAAAUACUGGAAGAAAUGGGGGCCCUACGUUUCUGAGAGACAAUGGGCUACAGCUAGAGAAGAUUACUCCACCGACGGCAAGCCCUGGACUUACUUCACUCACGAAGAUGCUCGCAAACGCGCCUAUCGAUGGGGAGAAGACGGCAUUGCUGGCGUUUGCGACUCGCACGGUUGGCUCAACAUCGCAUUCAGUUUUUGGAAUGGCAAAGACGAAAUCCUGAAAGAGAGACUUUUCGGAGUAUCGAGCGAGGAGGGAAACCAUGGCCAGUCUAUCAAGGAAGCUCAUUUCCACGUAGACAACGUCCCUACUCAUUCUUACAUGAAAUACCUGUACAAGUAUCCUCAGAAGGAGUUCCCCUAUCGCAAAAUCCUUGAAAAUAGCCGACGUCCAAAGGAUCAGCGGGAGUAUUCCUUACUGGACACCGGCGUCUUCGAGAACGAUGCCUACUGGGACAUCUUCAUCGAGGUUGCGAAAGGCGACGAAGACCCCGAGGACCUUCACUUCCGCGUCUGCGCUUGGAACCGUGGUAACGAGCGUGCACCUAUUCAUAUCAUCCCCCAGGCUUGGUUCCGCAACACACGGGCCUGGGGGCAUGAGCCUGACAGACCGGAAGACAAACCGUCUCUCAAACUGAUCGGGCAAGAUUCAGUCUGUGUCCGUCAUAAAUCACUUGGAGAACUCUUUUUGUUGCAUUCUCCGUCCCCUGGCACUGGGGUUAGUGGAGAUGAUGUCUUCCCAAAGAUGCUGUUCACCGAGAACGAGACCAACUUGGAUGCCCUUGGACUCGGCACCAACAAAACACCCUACGUGAAAGACGGCUUCCAUAAGCAUAUUGUCAACAAAGCUACCGAUGCUAUCAACCCGGAUCAAACAGGAACCAAGUUUGGUUCUUGGUAUGCUUUUGAUGAGGACGGGGGUGUUAACCCCGGCGAGUGUGCCGUUGUUCGCUUCAAACUAAUGCGCGAGUCUCUGACAUAUCUGGAUGAAGAACUGUUUGACGACGUGAUGGAAAGGCGAAGGGAAGAGGCUGACGAAUUUUAUUCUCGCCUCAGCCCACUCCCAAUGUCUGAUGAUCUGCGAAACAUCCAGCGUCAGGCCUUUGCUGGCCUUCUGUGGUCCAAACAAUACUAUCAUUUCAACUGGGAGCAGUGGGCGAAAGGGGAUCCAACAUCGCCUCCUUUCACACGAAAGAACGUCGACAACAAGCAGGGUAAGCGGAUUCACUGGGACCAUGUCUUGUCAGUGAGAGACUCAUGGGAAUAUCCCUUCACAAGCCCCUGGGACUCUGCGUUUGACUGUGUUGUCAUGGCGAUGUUGGAUCCAGACUUUGCCAGAUACCAGCUGGAUCUACUGACCAGGGAGAAUUACAUGCAGCCCAGCGGACAAAUUCCUUCGAAUGACUGCAACUUUGACGAAGUCGACCCUCCCGUGCUCGCUUGGGCCGCGUUUCGUGUCUUCAAGAUAGAACGGAAGAUGUACGGCCGCCAGGACUUGGAGUUCUUGGAAAAUGUGUUCCAAAAGCUCCUUCUCAACUUCACCUGGUGGGUGAAUAGGAAGGAUACCGAAGGGAAAAACAUCUUUGAAGGCGGCUUCCUCGGCCUAGAUAACAUCGGGCCCUUUGAUCGAUCUGCUCCUUUACCGACGGGGGGGACUGCUGUUCUUCAGCAAGCGGAUAGCACCGCGUGGAUGGCCUUCUACUGCCUGUCAAUGCUCAACAUCGCUCUGGAGCUUGCCAAAUACCGUCGAAACUACGAGAGGCUUGCCGCCAAGUUUUUUGAGCACUUUAUCCUCAUCAGUGACGCGAUGGGCGACCUCUGGAAUGAGGAAGACUUCUUUUACUACGACGCAAUUUCCUGGGGUGGUGGAAGAACCCGCCAGCUGCGUGUCAGGUCGCUUGUUGGCCUUAUCCCUCUCUUGGCUACAUUGACUCUGGAGCCAGAGAUGACCAACAAAGUUCCUUGGUUCAAGAAGAGACUGGACUGGUUUAUAGAGAACCACCCAGAUCUCGCCGAGCGAAACACUGCUAGUAUAAGAAAACGUGGAAAAGGCAAUAGACUACUGCUAGCCCUGGCGAGCAAAGACCGGCUGGAGCUCAUCCUCAAGAGACUUUUGGACGAAGAUGAGUUCUUCUCGGACCACGGCAUCCGCUCUCUGUCGAAGUAUCACAGGGAUAACCCCUACUGCGUCACCUCGAAUGGAAAGAAGUUCGAGGUCGGUUACCAGCCUGGCCAGUCUGAUGGCAACACCAACUGGAGAGGCCCGAUCUGGAUGACCGUCAACUUUUUACUGAUUGAGUCUCUGCAGCGGUUCUAUCUCUUCUACGGCGACUCGUUACGAGUCGAAUGCCCAACAGGAUCGGGGGAUUACAUGCAUCUCGGAAGAAUCACCGAGGAGCUUCAACAUCGUCUGCAGCAUUCGUUUGCGGGAACAGACGAUGGCAGGCGCCACAUCAACGCUGGAAAUGAUACACGAGACUAUGACCCCUUCUGGAAAGACUAUGUAUCUUUUUAUGAGUUCUUCGACGGUGACACGGGCCGGGGACUGGGAGCCAAUCAUCACUGCGGAUCAUCUAGUCUCAUCGCCAGGGUAAUCCACGACACAGGACUUCUUUGUCGCUUGCCUCAAACUCCUCGCACAGCAAGCGUUGGCAUGCAGCAUUACUUUGACGAGGUGUUUGGGAAGCCAAAAUAUCGCCACCCACGGCUUUCAUCUACACGAGCUUUUCAAAGUGAUCGGUAUUUCGCUGAAGAGGGACAAGAUGAGGAAAAAGCUGUGGAGGCGGAUAGUUCUAAGAAGGCUGAGGCCGAUGCUCUGUUGGCCAACUAUAUAUCGGAACAGCUCGAGAAGGUUAAGAUUGGUGACUCUGCCUUGGAUAUCAAGGACGAGAUUGAAACUUGAUGACAGAAGAGGAACCAAGGGGGUAAUUGAUUGGACUUCUACCUCAAGCCCUAUCUCUACCUGAGCUCAACCGUGAGACAGACGAAUGCUCAACUCUACCCACAAUGCGUAUGAUACUUCUUUUCGGAUGAGCUAUUGCCCCAGGAUAGAGCAUAGGUGCCCAUAUUGAUGAUUUAUGAACAGUGA